Messenger RNA from Vicia villosa (hairy vetch), 1943 nucleotides. RefSeq names its product UPF0481 protein At3g47200-like. Bases 177 to 1685 code for a protein of 502 amino acids. NCBI's taxonomy places the organism in Eukaryota, Viridiplantae, Streptophyta, Magnoliopsida, Fabales, Fabaceae. The transcript has 3 exons. The record is from RefSeq and is a predicted model, not a curated record.
ACCUAUCUCAAGUCUCAACACGUCAGUGUGAAAGCAAUAUUCACAACAAGGCAGUCAUUAUAUAAACAACAAUUUGUUUUUAGAUUAGAGCAGCAAAGAAACAACAGAAAAAGAAAAUUGAAUAAAUGUAAUUUAAAAACAAUUUGUUUCUUUAAGUUUCCAGACUUUCAGCGACAAUGCAUGCAUCUACAGAAAUUACAAAGGCCAAGGCUAUGGAUCCAUCUAAAGAAACUACAAAGCCCAAGGCUCCGGAUCCGGAAGAAGAAAGUAGCAGGUACAUAAGAUGGAAGAAAAGUACUAAAGCAUUGCUGAGUUCUGUGCGCAAACAAACAUGUGAACCGUAUAGCAUUCCCGUUGUUCCAGACAACCUUCGGCUAUCGAAUGAGAGUGCCUACAUUCCAAAAGUUGUUUCCGUUGGCCCCCAAUAUAAAGAAAGGAGGGAGCUUUUACAAGCGGAAGAGAUCAAAUGGCGCUGCGUCACCACUCUUCUUAGUCGAACAUUUGGGCUGGAUGCAAUAGAAAACUGUAUGAAAGCUGUUUUGGAUAUCGAUGAAACUGUUCGUGCAAGCUACGUAGAUAAAAUCAAACUUGAUAGGUACGAUCUCGCAACGAAUAUCGUAUUUGACGGGUGUUUUCUGUUAGAACUAAUCAUUUGUGAAUCUAAGUAUGAUUCUGAGUUACCAAUACCAUUUAAUGGCACUAGUCCCGGAAUAGAAGUAAAAAAGAUGGACUAUGUCAUGAGCGAUCUGAUGCUAUUGGAUAAUCAGAUACCGAUUUAUAUUCUUGAAAUAUUGUUCACAAAUCUUCUUGGUUCCUCUCCCCAAAUGCGAGAGUUCAUACAAAAUCUGGUUCUUCCUGUCUUCGGCUAUUCGGGGAAAUUGAUGGUUAAAUCCACCGUCCACUUCCUUGAUAUUGCUUACUCCUACCUGGAAAUGGAAUGGAUUGAUCAAAAGAAAAAGAAAGAGGAAGAGGAAAAUGUUAUACCUGAUGACAAACUCAUUAAGCUAUAUCAAGAUAUAGAUCAAGAUCCAAAUCUAAAACUAAAUCUAAAUCGCUGUGCUACGAGACUCAAAGCUGUCGGUAUAACAAUCGAAUGUCUUGACGUACCCGAUAAAAAGAACUUUAUAGCUUUCACCGAGUUCAACAGAGAAAAAAGGAUACUAAGAAUUCCAAAGCUAGUAAUCAACAACCAAACAGAAGCAACGUGGCGGAGUUUCAUCGCAUGGGAGCAUCAUAAGAAAAAAUUGAAGAGUGGUUCUGUAUCAGAUACUGACAGGCUUAGUGUAUGCACUUCGUCUGCCAUGCUUUUCAGCGAUUUGAUAUGCUGUACAGGUGAUGUUAAACUACUCAAAGACAAGGGAGUCAUAGUAGUAGACGACACAUUGAAGCUGAGCAAUAGAGAUCUGGUGGCUUAUUUCCAUUUAAUCGCAAAGGGCGUUGAUCGUCGUAUUAUUGACUUAAAUCAUUUCGCUAUGUUUGAUGCCAUGAACACAAUUCCUACGAAAAAUUACGUCACUAAAGUGUUCAUAUUUCUGCUCCAUCUCUUUUGCAAAUUUUUCGACUGGUGUUACAAUGUUCACGAAUUUUUCAAGACCGGUUACAACUAUGCUUUUUCCAUUGUAGGUAUUCUCACUGUUGUCCAGACUUGUUACUCAGUUGUUGCCUAUCAUUUUCCCAAAAAAUAGUAACCAUGCAGUUUGUUUCCCAGUUGACUUUCCAAAAAAGAAAAUGAAAUGUGGUUUGUCUCCUUGAAACCGCAUUUCACUGUCACUUAUUUCUUUAUGUCAAUUUAACUUCAGUUUCAUUUUAAUUUCCAUGUUUAUGACUCAUUCAGCUUUAAUUUCUGCGCGCUGUGCGCCAUUGUGUUUAAUUUAUUUUUCAUAUUUUAUGUAAUUGAAAUAAUAUCUUAUGUAAUUGAAAUAAUUAAUAUUAUUUUUUGUUGA